Messenger RNA from Aureobasidium musti, 1971 nucleotides. Lineage: Eukaryota; Fungi; Ascomycota; Dothideomycetes; Dothideales; Saccotheciaceae. The record is from the annotation of a GenBank genome assembly.
AUGCGCCAAUUUGGCUCGUCUUUGAAUCACAAUGGCAUGUCUCUCUUCAUUGCUACUGUUCCUGAAGGGACAGAGCUUUAUCAUGGAACAUCGACGAAGGACCGCGUCAAUGGCACACAAUGGCUUGCCUUUGAGCCCGAGCAUGCUUUGAUCUUCGCCCGAGGUCGUCGAGGCCCGCCACCUGGACAUCCUCCUGGCAAUGGUCAGGCACCUCCACAUGAAGGGGACCAUCGACCACCAGGAGGGCCUUAUCAAUCUGAAGAAGUCACAAGUCUCCCAAAGCUUGUCGAUGGAGACGAAAACAAGCAACACCAUCUUCCUGAAGAUCGACCAAGACAUGGUGAUGGCAUAGAUGGCAAAGGUCACCCGGGCAAGACUCACAGCGACAAAGGAUGCCACGGCGCUUCAUCUGAACGCCUUCAUGAUGACCCACCUCGGCGCUGCCCUCCUGGCGAAGGUCACCUUCCAUGUCCUGAUCCUUCAGGUGAGNNGGACUAUCGUGGACCCCCUCACAGAGGCCCUCCAUUUAGGCAUCACGAACCUCCACCAGAAUGGUUCGAAUACGAUGAUGAACAUCUUGAUGAGGAUCAGAUUCAUCACGAGCACCAUGGACCACCGUCACCUCACGAGUCUUCUAAUGAUCGUGGUCACGAUCAUCCCAAACACCGAGAAUCUCCUCUGCCACCGAUCGGCUACUGGGUUCAUCGUCUAGGAGACCUGCUGCGCAAUCCUAAGCGGCGCCAUGCACCACCUCCUCACGAAAAAGCAUCUGAACUUAUCCAACCCGAGAUGAUUGAGACACGAGCAGAACAAGAACCACUGGCCCCAGGCGAUCCAGAAAACCAAAGUUCAGGAUACUUGCAUACUUACCGCACGAGACAUAGUCUGCGCCUGCUUUACGUAGACGGCCAAUCCGCUGCAAAGUCGAACAAGGGAACUCUUGACACCCAGGAUGUGCUGCUUCUAGAGGACAGCAUAGACCACGACUCGGGUAUGUUUGGCGAGNNAGAGCGCGCAGCUCAAUUGUGCAAGCUGGCUCAUGAGAAAUGGAACCAUCGCAUUGAUGGCAUCCUCCGCAUGGAAGGUGGAUUUGAGAUCAUCUUGUGCGACUUUGCUGCUCAUCUGAAUGUUGUCAGCAUCGCGAAGACGAACCCUAAGGCUGGUGGUGGCUUUGGCGGGGGCAAUGACAAUGGCGAUGGUUUCAAUUACUACCGCGCUGUCGCCGCUCGUUAUCACGAUAUUGGUGGAGGUCGCGUGGUGCUCGACUAUGAGGACUUUAUCUCUGCUUUUGCCUACCCGGAAGCCAUAUCCUUUGACGGUACUGGUCGUCCUCGCCUCGACAACGGAUCUGCUGCGAUUGAUGAUAUGCGCCGAGCCGUGGACAAGAUGGUUCUACGCAAAAGCGAUAACUAUGAAACUGUCAAUUGGCAAGCUAUCGCCGACAUGGUUGUUGCACGUUACGCAGAUCGCAUCAAGUACAUCGUCUCUGGUUCUCUAAAGUCUCUCGAGGCAUUGCAAUCAGAGAUUGAGCGUGCGCUGCGCCCAUUCAUCGACUACAGUGCUCGUAACAGCAGUGCAGAGGUCGAAAGAUGCGCCUCGCAGUUUAUGCCUAGUCAUGUUUCCAGCGCAUCGACCAACGUGGCAGCUCAAGCCAUUCGACAAGUAACAAAUACGCUAUGCUCUAGCUUGGUGACCGCACUUGAACAAACGGACUACGACAAGGCUCUAGACCAGAUCAAGCAAUUGAAGGAGUAUCUAGCCUGGACGACAUGGAAGCAAUGCCGUGGUUGUGCGGUCGAUGAGAUUUGUUUCCUGCCCAUCUGGCCGGUCGGGACAGCGGAAGACUUUGAGCAGCCAAAAUGCAGGUCUGAUGUGAAUCUUGGACCUGGUCAUGGUGGAAGCUAUUGGAGUGAUUUUGGCGGACCUGGGCACAAGGGACCUGGACCGCAGAAGCGUAGGAGGGGUGUUUGA